CGCAUGCGCGCACAGAAGGUAAACAAAUAUGGAGACGUAUGUGCACGUUUUUACUGUCCAAUUUACUUUUGACAAAUAUUGAUAUUACAUAUUUUUUCUAUGAAUAAUCUUCAUCGGGACUUGUAGAACGAGUCUUUGCCGGUUGUCAGCCCCCAAAUAUAUGAAUUCUAAAACUGAAUUGUUGCAACGUGCAAUGUAAUGGCAGAAAAUAUAACGUUAGAUGCAGUGAAAAAGUGUUUGAGAGACUUCCCUCUGGAGGCACGUGAGCUAUAUCUCAAUAAAACAGUGCCAUGUCUAGAGCAGCCCUUAUCCCCGCUUGAGUUCUACCGGGAAUGGAUUGGUCCAAAUAAACCCUGCGUCGUCCGGAAUGCUUUCAGUCAUUGGCCAGCCUUGUCCAAAUGGAAUCCCUCCCAUCUCCGGGAAGUGGUGGGUUCCAAGGUCAUCAGUGUGGCCGUGACCCCAAAUGGCUAUGCAGACGCAGUGAACCGGGACCGCUUUGUAAUGCCUGAGGAGCGACUGAUGACAUUCUCCUCUCUGCUGGAUGUUGUGGAGGGGAAGGUGGAGAGCAGAGGAGUGUUCUACGUCCAGAAACAGUGUUCUAACCUGACCGAGGAGCUACCAGAGCUGACUGGAGACGUGGAGGCUCACAUACCCUGGAUGAGUGAAGCCCUCGGGAAGUUACCAGAUGCAGUGAAUUUCUGGUUAGGAGAAGCCAGUGCAGUCACGUCGAUGCAUAAGGACCACUAUGAGAACCUGUACUGUGUCAUCACUGGAGAGAAACACUUCAUCCUUCUCCCUCCGUCUGACCGGCCCUUUAUCCCGUAUGAGCACUACCAGCCUGCAGUGUACAGACAGAGAGAAGACGGGGACUUCGACGUGGUUGAUGUGGCAGAUUCAGACAAGGUUCCUUGGAUACCAUUGGACCCGUUAAAGCCAGACCUGGAGCGUUACCCUGACUACCGCCUGGCACGCCCACUCCAUGUUACUGUCAAGGCCGGGGAGAUGCUCUACCUGCCCUCUCUCUGGUUCCACCAUGUCCGCCAGUCUCACGGUUGCAUUGCAGUGAAUUUCUGGUAUGACAUGGAGUAUGACAUCAAAUACAACUACUUCCAGCUGGUGGAGUCGCUGGCUGGAGCUGUGGGGCCGCUUUGACAUCACAUUAAAUUAAUCUGAUAUACCAGCAAAUGUCGUUAUGUGGUCUCUCAAAUUGCACCCUAAUCCCUUUAUAGUGCACUACUUUUGACCAAGGCCCAUAGGGCUCUAGUUAAAAUUAGUUCUGUAUAUAGGGAAUAGGGUGCCAUUUGGGAUGUAUCCUAUGUAAAUAAAGCGCUCAGUCUGAAAAAACAA
Messenger RNA from Coregonus clupeaformis (lake whitefish), 1347 nucleotides. It is a transcript of the gene jmjd7, whose product is annotated as jumonji domain containing 7. The record is from RefSeq and is a predicted model, not a curated record. Bases 199 to 1152 code for a protein of 317 amino acids. The transcript is spliced from 8 exons. Gene Ontology annotation, molecular function: 2-oxoglutarate-dependent dioxygenase activity. Lineage: Eukaryota; Metazoa; Chordata; Actinopteri; Salmoniformes; Salmonidae.